AUGGUAGGACCCAAAGCUCACCAAAUCACACCACCCAGCUCCCAACUGACCGUCAACCCCCAGGCCCCCGUCGCCCCCUCCAAGCGACGCACCCUACGCGCCAAACUCGCCGCCAAAUCCAACAGCGAGCCAUACGCCCCACGCAAGGCACCGCGGCCCGACGCCGACGCGCUUCCCGACAACAACAACAACAACAACAACAACAACAACAACAACAACAACAACAACAACAACAACAACAACGACGACAGCAUCUUCAGCAACAGCAAGAAAGACAAGCGCCACAUCAAGCACUCGUCGUUCGUAUCGCGGAUCGAGAAGUCGUCGUCCACGUCAAAAGCGCUGAAGCGCCGCCGCCCCGGCAAGAAGCUCGUCGCGAAUCUUGAUUCUUUGGCCGACGCGCUGCCGGAUCUGAUGGAGGGUGGCGAGAUGGAGGAGGGGCUCAGGCAGUUGAGGGAAGGGAAGGUGCGGCAUAAGAGUUUGAGGUCGAAGCCCGGCGCGCUGAAGAGGAAGGAGAGGGUUGUUAGGGGGGAGGUCGAGCGGUUUGGGGUCAGUUUGGCGCGGCUUAAUGCUGUGGGUGCGGCGGAUGGGGAGGCGGUGCAGGCCCCGGGACAGGAUGUUCAGAUGCAGACGCAGACGCAGACGCAGGCACCAGCCCAGCCGGCGAACUCGACGGCUAGUCGGUGGGCGGCUUUGAGGGGCUUCAUCUCGGCGACUAUGGAGCAGAAUCCUGCGUUUGUUGGGAAGAAGGACGAGGAAUGA
Messenger RNA from Anthostomella pinea, 762 nucleotides. Lineage: Eukaryota; Fungi; Ascomycota; Sordariomycetes; Xylariales; Xylariaceae. The record is from the annotation of a GenBank genome assembly.